UCUUCUCGCGCCAAGGUCUAAACAACAUGGCCAAGAACUAUUACAAUAUACUCGGCGUCAGCAAGACCGCAAGCGAUGAAGAAAUCAAGAAAGCCUAUCGGAAGCUGGCGCUCAAAUACCACCCGGACAAGAACAAAUCCUCGGAGGCGGAAGAACGGUUCAAGGAAAUCAACGAAGCCUACGAGGUACUCAGCGACAAGCGGAAACGACAUGUCCACGACUCGAUCACUGAGGGCCAUUUCCACGGAAACAGCGGCGACAGCGGGCAAGCCAGCAGCACAUGCAGCUUCUCCUACAGCAACUACAACAGCGGCGUAGGAGGCUGGCAGAACAGCACGCCCUUCGGCACCACAUUCUACGCAAGCAAUGGGACAACGUUUCAGCCAUACGUCCACGCAGGCGGAAUCUACUGGCAGAACUUGGGACCAGCAGGCUUUUACGCUCAGCCCUUCGCCACCGGAAGCAAGACGGCGUUUUGCUUCCAGCCCACAGCGCCACAAAGCGGCGAACCCUGGCAACCUAGGCCCCAGGCGUCGGGGUCCGGUUCGUCCGAAGCCUCCAGGGAAACCUCUUCCAGCAGGAAGCCAUUUCCUGGAACGCCGGACGGGGACAAGAAGGAUGCGGCCAUAGAGCGGGAUCUCUACGUCACCCUGGAGGAGCUUCUUCGUGGUAGCACCAGGAAGUUCAAGGUCACGAGGACAGUGAGAAGUCCUGAUGGCAGCGAGCAGCGCCAGGAGAAAGUCCUCUCGGUUGCAGUGAAGCCCGGCAUGGCAGCGGGAACCAGGAUAAUGUUCGAGCGCGAAGGAGACCAGGUGCCCGGACGCGUGCCAGCCGACAUCGUGUUUGUAGUACGCGACCAAGUACACCCGCUUUUCAAGAGAGCCGGAGUGGACAUUCAUUACACGGCGAAGGUGGCCGCUCAGCAGGGUAAGUGGCGAGCAAAAGUGGACGUGCCUACGCUGACCAAGGGCAAGAUUUCCCUUUCGCUCACGGAAGCCAUCAAGUCGGGCGACGUCUGGCGCAUCGUGGGUGAGGGGCUGCCUUAUCCAGUUGACCCGAGGCAGCGCGGUGACCUUGUCGUCACCUUCAACGUCCAAUCGUAGGCCGGUCGCAGCGGGCACGGAAACAACCUUCUGGUGCUUAAAUAAUUGAAGCGAAGCAGAGGACGUUCCAGAACAAUGUUUUGAAACCGUGUUUGGCGAAACUGCGACUUGAUAAACAAAUAUAUUACUUUUUUUUGUAUUCGGCGAGUGUAGGGAUGUAUGCGUAGGCAAAAUUAGGCGUAAAUAAUUUAUUCUUGCGUGUUAGCUGAUGCCGUGGCUUCUUUAGACUGGGCGAAUAAGUACCCUAGCUCCGGCGUAGGCAGCAAAAUUAAAAGCGAUUGUUUCACAUUGUA
This is a messenger RNA of Dermacentor andersoni, 1396 nucleotides long. RefSeq names its product dnaJ protein homolog 1-like. Gene Ontology annotation, cellular component: cytosol. Lineage: Eukaryota; Metazoa; Arthropoda; Arachnida; Ixodida; Ixodidae. The record is from RefSeq and is a predicted model, not a curated record. Gene Ontology annotation, molecular function: protein-folding chaperone binding.